Oryzias latipes (Japanese medaka) is the source of this 4893-nucleotide messenger RNA. RefSeq names its product plakophilin-4. The record is from RefSeq and is a predicted model, not a curated record. Lineage: Eukaryota; Metazoa; Chordata; Actinopteri; Beloniformes; Adrianichthyidae. Gene Ontology annotation, molecular function: protein binding. Gene Ontology annotation, biological process: cell-cell adhesion. Gene Ontology annotation, cellular component: nucleus; adherens junction; cytoplasm.
AGACGCUCACACAGCACAUGCACGCAGGCGCACACGCACGAAGCAGGCUGCAUCCUCGCUCUGUUCGCAUCUUUCACCCUGCUGCUCGGUUUUUCUGCAGCAGCUUCAGCGUAUGCGACGGAGCGCUCCUGAUCGAUCUUCUUAUCGGGGAAAUAAUCCAUAGCCGCAUGGUGACGUCACGCCAAUGAUCGACGGCGGAGGGUCGUGGAGGAGGAGGUUAUAGUGUACGGGCGCGUUUUACAUCCCCCGUUUAUUAAAACCGUCGAUUGAAAAAAAAAGUAGGGAGGAAAAACACUUGGGGCUCGAGGACGUUUGCAUUCUGGGCGCGUGACCACUGAAGUAGCCGUCACGGGCGCGCGCGGGAGGAGGAUGGACGCGUGAGGAGCCAGCUGUGGCCUGCUUUUCACAGCAACAUCUGGCCGAGGGCACCUAAGAGCCUUAGGGGAGAUGGAGGAGGGCAGCGGUGAAGGGGAAGGACCAAUGGUGGUCAGAGAGGGACAGGGCUGUCCUGACCUCCCCCAAGACUCAGGCUCUACUACAACUACCAACCUGUUGGCUUCUGUCAAAGAGCAGGAGCUCCAGUUUGAGCGGUUGACUCGAGAACUGGAAGAGGAGCGACAGAUGGUGGCAAAUCAGCUGGAGAAGUGCAUGCUGGAAGCCGAUUCACCAGCAGGGGACAGUAGCAGCUCCUCAGAGAAGUCGUUUGCAUGGAGAACUGCAGGAGAACCUCAGAGUGGAGCCAUGGAGAUCCCUGGAUGUCCAGUUCAACACCUAGAGACAGAGGAAGAAAUGUACCUCCCUGAAGUGGACCGCGGCUCCUUACAUGACAGUGAGGGCCCAGGAGGUCACUCCGCCCACAUGACCUCAUAUUCAGACAGUGGCUACCAGGACAGCAGUAUUAGUUACUUUAGCAACCAGAAUGUGGUCCGUUCUGAACCUCGAGCCUCUGUGUCAAGAAGCCCUAGAGCAGAGGGCCAAGCUUCUGGACAGGCAUCCAGCCGGGUGUUGCGGAGGAUGGCCUCUCUCCCCUCCAGGAGCCAGUCUCCCGGCUGCGGAACAGUUUCCCCUUCUCGCAUCUCCAUGCGAACAUCCCAAGGGAGUACAUAUGACUCUCCCAUCCUGUCUGAGCCCAAAUCACUAGCUGCUGUCUUCCCUGGCACAACCAUGCCACCAUCAUGCCUGUCGCCAACCUCACCAAGUGAUGCCAUCCAGGUUUUGGGGAGCGGGGUAGGUGGAGGACGACUGGGCUCCACUAUGUCCUUGAUCGAGGGAAGGGUUUCAACAGGGUCGCCGCUGCGUUCAGGAAUGACUGCUGUUCCACAGCACUACGGCUCCACUUUACCCAGGCAGAGCCAGUCCCUGGCUUAUGGGACUGAUCCAUACGGCUUGUACCAGAGAAGUGCACUGCCACGCCCCGACAGCCUCAUAGGACUUCACAGCUCCUAUGACGGUCAUGAGGAACAAAUUGACCCGGAGCUGAGGGCCGCCCUAUCCCCAGACUGCCAUGUGACGCCCGUUUUUGAUGAACGAUCUUUCCAAAGCCCCCUAUACCACAGCCCCACCUGUGACCCCUACAUGACAAAUGGAGGUAUGGGGCCGCUCCCACGGACCACAAGCCAUUGCGGCACACUGCCGUACCAAAGAAGUUACGGGCUUAACUCUGCGGCUGUGUUCGUCGACCCAAGCAGAGUUUGCGGUGAGCCUGUUUACUCCCGUAGACACUCUACAUUGUUGGACAGAGUUAUCACCCGAACCCCAUCAAUCGAGAGUAUUCACAAGGACCCAAGGGAGUUUGCGUGGCGUGACCCUGAUCUUCCCGAAGUCAUUCACAUGCUGCAGCAUCACUUCCCCUCUGUCCAAGCCAACGCCGCCGCCUACCUGCAGCACCUGUGCUAUGGGGAUAAUAGAGUCAAAGUGGAGGUGUGUCACCUCGGAGGGAUCCAACACCUUGUGGACCUACUGGAUCACAAGAUGCCCGAGGUUCAAAAGAGUGCCUGCGGUGCCCUUAGGAACCUAGUGUACGGCAAAGCCACUGAUAACAAUAAGGUGGCAUUGAGAAACUGCGGGGGCGUGCCCGCUCUGCUGAGACUUCUCAGGAAAACAACUGACAAUGAAGUUCGGGAGCUCGUCACUGGGGUCCUUUGGAAUCUCUCGUCCUGUGACGCCGUGAAGAUGACCAUCAUCCGUGACGCCCUGACUACCCUGACCAACACAGUUGUCAUCCCCCACUCAGGCUGGAGCAGCACCUCCCAUCGUGACGAGCACAAAGCCAAGUUUCAUUCCUCCCUUCUGUUGCGCAAUACCACUGGCUGUCUGAGGAACCUAAGCUCAGCAGGGGAGGAGGCGAGAAGUCAGCUGCGCUGCUGCGAAGGUCUGGUGGACGCGCUGCUGCACAUCCUCAAAGCCUGUGUCAACACCUCUGACUAUGAUAGCAAGAUCGUGGAGAACAGUGUCUGCACCCUGAGGAACCUUUCAUAUCGGCUGGAGGUAGAGAUGCCAUCCUCCCGUCUCCUUGGCAACCAGGAGCUGGACACUCUGCUGGGCUUCUCCUCCCCAGGAAAGGAGCUGGACUACCUCUGCUGGGGAAAGAGGAGGCGUGGCAGAAAGAGAGGCGGCUGGCCUGAUGGCAAGUGGGACAACAUGAGUCAGGUUCCUGGUUUCCCCCAGUCUCUAAGAGGAGCCGAGCUGCUAUGGCACCCAAUGGUGGUGAAGCCCUACCUCAAUCUGCUGGCUGAAAGUUCAAACCCAGCUACACUGGAAGGCGCUGCUGGCUCCUUGCAGAACCUUUCUGCUGGAAACUGGAAGUUCUCCGCCUACAUCCGGGCAGCGGUGCGUAAAGAAAAAGGUUUACCCAUUCUGGUGGAGCUAUUGAGGAUGGACAACGACCGGGUCGUCUGCUCGGUUGCCACUGCCCUCCGAAACAUGGCUCUGGACAGCCGCAACAAGGAACUGAUAGGAAAGUACGCAAUGCGGGAUCUGGUGAAUCGGCUCCCUGGCAGCAGUCCCUCUACGUUGUCAGAUGACACGGUGGCGUCGGUCUGUUGCACGUUGCACGAGGUCACUAGUCGCAACAUGGAGAACGCCAAAGCUCUGGCUGACAGUGGAGGCAUCGAGAAGCUGGUGGACAUAAGCAAAGGACGAGGGAAAGGGUACUCAAUGAAAGUUGUGAAAGCAGCAGCUCAGGUGUUGAAUACUCUGUGGCAGUACAGAGAGCUGAGGAGCCUCUACAAACAAGACGGAUGGAAUUACACACACUUUGUCACCCCCGUUUCCACUCUGGAACGAGACCGUUACCGUUCUCAGCCGACCCUCCCCACCAGUCCACUGCAGAUGUCCCCAGUCAUCCAGUCAGGCGGAAGCGCAACAUCUUCACCUGCGAUGCUUGGGAUAAGGAGACACAGCUCAAACUACCAGAGGGCGCAGUCAUCUAUGCAACUUGAUACAUAUUAUGUAGACAAUUUACACAAACGGCAGUACACAGGGUCUGAGAAGAAAACUCCAUAUUUCAUUGGAACUUACUCCUCUCAAUCAGGAGAGGACCUGAGAAGAUUCCAGCAUCCAGAGCCAUUCUAUGACGAACCUGACAGAAAGAACUACAACAGCUACAGAAUGUACCCAUCGUCCCUACAAGGCUACAGUGAGGAACAUUACGAGGAAGAACCGGUUCACCUGACGCCGUCCUCGCCCGACGGCUACGCCAGUCAGUCGCUUCGACUCCGAGCAAACACCAACUAUGUGGACUUUUAUUCCACCACACGGAGGCCUUCUAACAGGGCAAACAAAUUUACUGGCUCUCCUGACUCCUGGGUGUGAAAGAGGACGACGGUUUUCAGCUUUCCACUCUGUGGGCAUGUAGGUUAUGAACUUGUAUGAAAUAGUAUGGAAUGAUCAGUGGCUUGAUUUGCAGCUUUUGACUAAGUUAUAUAGUGGAUACAUAAAAAUGUAGGCCAUUCUUACAUUAUUGUAUCCAACAGCAGACUGUUGAAUUCCACCCAGCUCAACAGAAGCUUGAGAUACAAGGAAAUACAGUUUGGGUUUGGAAAAAGGAAAAAGACUGGCUAAUUUAAAUAUACAAUAUCCAGAAAUCUCAUGGUCAAAAGUAGAUUUUAGGCUGCAAUCUAAAAUGACUAUAUAAAUGAAAAUUAAACUAAUUUAAUGCAAGAUUCUACUACAAAAGAGGUGAGGUGUGCAGUUUAAAUCCAAACCCAUUUUAAAAACCAAACUAUUUCUGAAACCCAUGACUGCUAGACAUAAAUUCAAAUAAAAUGAAACUGUGGAUAUACUUUUUGAUGUGAAUUACAAAGACAAUGGAAGUGAUGAGUCAUGUUUGUUCUGUAAGUGUUUUCUCCAUGCUUUUACUUCAGCCCCUUUGACAAAAACAAUAAAAAACUUAGUCAAAAGUUGCUUCUUGAGAGAUCAAAAAAAUUUUUUUGUUAUAAAUGGAUAACCUAUUCAAAUGUUUGAGCCUCAGAAAGUAUUAAAAAAAAACAAAGUUGCUUAAAAAAAAUUGAAUAGGACAUGUUGACCAGGUUUAAAGAGGGGCAUCCUCAGUCUAGAGAACCUUCGAAGACUCUGAACUUCCAACUGUAGCUCCUCACUUUCUGUUACCAAAAAGUGCAGUAUAUCAUGAAGUAUGUGAAAUAUGUGAACAAAAGCAAGUGAGACUAUUUUAAACAAUGGUUUAACUGUCCUGUUCUGUUGUUGUAUGCGAUAUGUAUAACUUUAUAUGUGAUUGUGUAAAGAUUUUUUAUAAUUUCUUGAUUUACUUUAAUGAUUUUACUUGUGACCUGACCAAAAUAUGCCAUCUGUCUGUUCUGUCCAAAACUGUUGACAACGUGCAAUGUUACAGAAAAAAAAAUACACAUGAAAAGAUUAAAGAUCACAACUACACAA